Molecule: messenger RNA, 909 nt
Organism: Cetraspora pellucida
Lineage: Eukaryota; Fungi; Glomeromycota; Glomeromycetes; Diversisporales; Gigasporaceae
Source: the annotation of a GenBank genome assembly
AAUAUUACAAGAAUGAAUGAUCUAUGGGGAUUGUCUACUUCCAAUUUUAGACAAAAAGAAACUUUAAAAAACCCAAUUACUAAUAAAAAAAAUAUUGUUAGAAAUCAUCUUAAAAAUUAUGAACACUUUCAUGCAAAAAGAAGGUCAAAAGAAGCAGUAAGGUCAUAUUGUAAUAAAACAGAUGAUGAAGAGCUGGCUUCACAAACUUCAAAAAAACACCAAAACUCUGACACAUCAGUAGAUGAUAUAAAUGAUGAAACUCUUAGUGUUUCUUCAACACCUUUAACACCUAAAAAACCAAGAAAAAAAGCAUCAAAAUCUAAUAUUAUGUCUAAUUUCAUUGUCAAAGAUGUUGCCGUAAAAGACAAACCUAAAUUUGAGAAACUACUUACCCUUUCAACUAAACAAGCUUUAUCGAAUUGUAUUCUUGAUGCUAAACAAAAUAACUUCGUAAAAUCACAUGAACAAAAGUUAGAAAGAAAUAGCAUUGGAGUUACCUUAGUAUUUGAUAGUGAUACAUCAAUUAUAGGAGCAAAACUAUUAGCAAUAGUUUCUGAUAGCACACCUGCAUAUGCUGCUACUAGCACACCACCAAUUGGUAAAACUAUAAAUGUACAAAAUGAAUUUGAAGCAGAUCUGAAUAAAGAACACAACAGGUUGUAUGAUAUAGAACUAUUAAAUCUUGAGGAUUGGAAAAAUCAAUUACGUGAUUGGGAACAAAUGCUAACAAAUGAAGAGGUUGCCAGAUUAGAAGGUAAAGAGGAAGAACAUGAUAAUCAUAACAAUAUAGAAAGUGAUUUGCUGAGCAAUUAUAAACAUCUGGCAGUAGACAACAAUACAAAAUGGAAAUUAGAGAGUUUAUUUAGUAUAUUAUUUCAAAUGCCAAACUAUAUGAAUAACAAUAAUUAG